Molecule: messenger RNA, 168 nt
Organism: Meriones unguiculatus (Mongolian gerbil)
Lineage: Eukaryota; Metazoa; Chordata; Mammalia; Rodentia; Muridae
Product: keratin-associated protein 20-2-like
Exons: 1
Coding region: 1-168 (55 amino acids)
Source: RefSeq, a predicted model, not a curated record
AUGUGUUACUAUGGCGGAUACUAUGGAGGCCUGGGCUAUGGCUAUGGUGGCCUAGGCUAUGGCUAUGGUUGUGGUUAUGGCUGUGGCUAUGGUGGCUAUGGUGGCUAUGGCUAUGGCUAUUGCCGCCCACUGUGCUGCAGAAGGUACUGGUCCUGUGGCUUCUACUGA